Molecule: messenger RNA, 4372 nt
Organism: Porites lobata
Lineage: Eukaryota; Metazoa; Cnidaria; Anthozoa; Scleractinia; Poritidae
Source: the annotation of a GenBank genome assembly
AUGACAGUAUUUAGUUUUGUUAUUUCUUCAUAUCAAGAUCAGUUGAAGAAUGAAAAAGAUGCAAAAAGUGCAAUAAGGGAUUCAAGGUCAGAUCACAAAACAUUUAAUACACUUAACUACAGUGUACACACCUUAUUUUAAGAAAAGGAUUAUGUUGUGGUUUUAUUUUUCUUUGUUUUGUGGCUUGUUAAUAGAUCGUUUUCACUCACACAACAAAGAAAUAAAUAAUUUUUUUCCAAUUAUUGGAAACCGUCUAGUGGAAGAAGCCAAGAAAAUGAAUUAUAAAAGUUAAAGACUAAUCUAUAAACAAUUUGUUCAAGUCUCAGGUCUUUGUGGCCCACAGUUUCUGAGUUAUUUGCCAAGACGUUUCACGCACCUUUGCAGAGCUUUGUAUGGAGACGCCAUAUUAGUGCACCGUUUUGGUGCACCAAUAUGGCGGCCAGAAAUCAAAAAAAACAUCUGGACUUCACUUUUUUUAUAAAAGCUCUUUUUUCACUCGAGAACGAGAAUACUUGCGCAUAAAAAUAUCUUCUAAUACUUGAAAUGGUUAUACUGCUGAAAAUCAAGAGGAGAGACUUUUUUUCAACGAGACAGCAUUCCUAUUAAACGGUCUCGCUCUGCGAAAACUCGGAAGUUCAAAUUGCUGUAUUUUCGAAAUGAAACAUGCUACAGGAAUGGAAACUUGUACAAAGAUUUAUUUGUUGUCUAUCUUCAGCCUGUUGUAAAACCUCACUAUUUUAACUUUGCAAUUUGAUGGCGUCAAUGUGAAUGAAAACCAUCUGUAGAUGAAAAAGAGUGAAAAACAAAGGGAAACAGCGUGCAAAGAAAGUAGUAUCUGAUAGCCCGGGGCUAGUGGAUUUUGCCAUUGAGCUAGUGAAUUCUGUUCUUAACUUGCCUGAUGGGCAAGUGAAGUAUGUUGAGGAAUUCAUCUUACAGAAGAACUGUGAAAUCAAUAAUAUUCUGCUCAUCAACAAAUUUGGGGGGCUAGUUGAAAUGACGUUUGGGCUAGUAAAUGCUAGCUUCAGCUUGCCCGAAUAGCAAGCUGUAAAAAUGACUUUCUUUGCACCCUGGGAAAUAAAAUGUAAACCAAGGAUAAAUUUGAACCAUAACAUAUACAUGUAACACUGGUCAAACUUUUAUUGCAUAUCCAGUAUCCUCAACUCUUGCCAAUCAGCCUAACGAUUCUUGAAACAAAAUUACAAACAUCUCUAGAAUUUGUCUUUUUUGUGUUGCACACAAAUGGGGAUAUACGCUGUAGGCAAUAUCUCUCACAAGAUGGCAUUUUGGGGAACAUGUAUUGUAAGGAGUCUGGGUGUGGGAAGGUCCAAAGAGACUGAGAGAAAUCUUGUAAGAAUAUCUAUAAAGAAUAGGGGAAUGAACGAAUGUACAGCUGUUGGAGGACCCUUACAAAGAACUACCGAGUCGAACGUUACUGGGUAUCAAUGUUGAAAGAGUUUACUGUACUGUUAAUGUUAACACAUUCUUUAUUUAUACUAUGCAGAUGUCAGAUCAUAUCUUUAAGGAGUGUAUUCCAGUAGUGGAACAAGCAAACUCUGUAAUUCAUUCUGCCCUUGAUGAUCCAGACAUCCCAUUGUCUCCAAACGAGCUCCGCUGGCUAGGCUGCAAUGUGUACAAUUUGGGCUGUGUGUCAUAUCAGAGAGAUUGCGUUACUGAAGGAGUUCCUCUGUUGGCUAUUGCUUGUGAAGAGCUGAGAGUAUGGUGCUUUGCUGGCAAGACUGAUGAGGAAAUUCUUGCGAGGAUUGUGGAGGUAAUAUGGCCUUAAGCCUUGUAAUUUUUUUAACAUACUGUGUGGCAUGAAAUGUUUACGGAAGUUUGCGAUUUUUGUGUUUUGCGGGAACAAAUUUUGCAAUUAGGAGAGAUUGAUUUUUCUUGCUGGGAAUUGAUUUUUGUGAUUUCAGAAAGUCCCAGACCAAUCAUUGUUAAUAUUUUCCUUUUUAUUAAGUAUGCACAAUGGAAUUUAUGUACAGUGAAAAAAAGUUUCAAACAAUGCUACAGUUUGUGAACCAUACACUGUACGUAAAACCAGUAUAACAGAUUACUUUUUUUUGUCAUUCUAUUACAGUAACAUCUGGGAUGACUGAUUGUUCUGAUUAUCGAUUGGAAGAAUUUAAGUUGGAAAAUAUUUAUGGUGGAGGAAUUUAUUUGCAGGAAAAAUGUGUGCUGGAAAAAUCGCAAAAAUUAGAACCCGCAAAAAUUUUGUGCCACAAGGUAAAAUCAAUGAUGUACCAUUUUGAUAAGCCCCAAUAGUGAUUAUUACCAAAUUUAUCCUUAUAAUACUAGUACUCACCAAUCAUUGUUUUAAUAUUGGGUAUUAAAUACUUGUAAUUCAUUUUUUUUGCACUGUGCAUAAAAUACCACGUCAAUGAUUUUCUUUUUUUCCGAGAAAAGGAAGCAAACACUUGUGAUGUUAACCCACCAGAUGGGUCUUACAGUAAUCUGUCCUGUCAUGCCAUCAUUAAUAAGUAAUAACUGAUUUCUUUUAGGUGAAGCUCCUAACAAAAUUUGCACUGCUGACUGACUGUCAGCUACGAGCCAAACGGGUGGCUGGUGCACUGACAACAGCUACCACUCAGGUUCUUAUAACACUUCAAACUGGUUCUGAUGCAAAUGUCUUAAGGCAGCAGAUCAAACAAUGGGCCACAGUGAAACAUGAACUGGUGAAGAGUGUGCAAGAUGAAAAGAAACAAGCUGAAAAAUCAACGUUUGUCAUGAAUUUUCGUGAAAAAAUUAAUUUUGCCUAAAACCAGGCAUGCACCAUUGGUUGAGAAUACAUGAAGAUGUCAUAUUUUUAUUACAACUGCAUGAAUCCUUCAGUGAGGUGCCCUUUUCUAAGAAGUAUGAGAUUCUGUUAGUCCAAAUACAUUAUGUCAUAUCUUACCUGUCUUUCUAUUUUUCUCUGUUUACCGUAGAACCCUGUGCAGUGUUUUAGCAGAACAGAAAGAUGCUGAAGAUAUUGACAGCAGUCAGCUUUGUUUAGUUCUUCAGGAAGAGCUUGCUUCUUACAAGGCAAAGAAGUAGGUUCCCAAAAAGACCGACAUCACAAGGUUUCUGGACCUGUUGCAGAAACAGGAAAGAGUUCCUCAUUUUAAUUGUCCAUUUAGCUCUUUCAUUACCGUACAAUUGUGUAUGAAACAGAUCCUGGAAAGAAAUAUUACAGUCAAACCUGCAAAACCGUGAACACCAGAAAUAUUUCUGGAAUGCUAUUGUCUUGCAAGAGAAAAGCCAAUCAUGCGUGAGAAAACUAAACCACAAGCAAGAACGUUAGUUAGUUUGUGGUUUUGUGGCCAGUUCGCAUGUCCUGAUCUUUGCUGUGAUUGGUCAUAACACAAUAAACAUUCUUGAGAUAUUUCAAGUCUUCACGGUUUUCCCGGUCGCACUGUAAGCUCAUGUGAAAGUACAGUGUACAUACAGUGUAUUUAUUAUUGUCAGGACUGUAACUAAGAAACAGGGACCAGGGAUUUCUGCCGGCGACUGUGAGCGUGAGCCCCAACUACUCUCAUAGGAAACAAAAGUAAAAUACAUUAUGUAGAACCAAAAGAACUUCCUCGCUGUACAAUUCCCCUCCUACUAAUUACAUUUAGUAAAAUCUAACUAGGGGUCUAUUCUUAAUGCUGCAUUCUGAUUGGUUGAGCUACUACUAGGCUAUAUGUUAUAGCCCACUAGUAGCGAAAAGCACGGGCUUUUUGGUGGCAAAAAAGGAUUGAAGUCUAGCUUUCACUAGCUAAAUUUUUUUACUCUCGCAAUUUUUGACCAACUAGUUGGAUUUUACUAAAACAAUUAUUCCUCUCGCCCUCAUGGCCUCUGAGUUCAUAGCCCAUUCGGCCGUCAGCCUCAUGGGCUAUGGACUCAGAGGAAUAAUUGUUAAAUACCCAACAACUUUACAGGUAUGCUGAUGAUGACGUUGAUAAAAAAGAUCUCUUUUAAUUCAUAUACUGUACUCAGUCUCCCAAAAUUGUUUUGUCCUUUAUACAUGUGUAUUCAAUUGUCAUUUGAGGGGUUCAUUUGAACCCAGGAGUCACUUCAUAAGUAGGUACAAUAUGAUUGUCAGGGUGAGUGUUGUCCUGAAUAUAAUAGGACUGUUUGCUGACUCCGACAAAGAUGAUCCUGGGUCAUCCUUUAUCCCAAUUCUGUUUUGAAUCACUCUGGCCAAUUGAUAUUGUACACCAUUAAGUGGUCUAUUUUUUCUCAUAUUUCUAGUUAUGACACCACGAUGGAGCAACUUUCUGUCAUCAAACAACUUAUGGAGCUGUACAUUAUCCAAGAUGAUGAGUUUCAUUAUGGUUCAGUGAUGCUUGAGUUUGGUGUGGCACUGCGUGACCUCGGAGACAAAGAUCUUGAGGAGGAGAAGUGA